CCCCUCUCGCUGCGCAGCUUCAGCUUUUCACAGCAUUUUGCAUGAAAGUGGCAAUCUGUGAGGAUUACCCAGCUUGAGGGCUAGAAAGGAUACUGUAGCUUGGGUGCUAGUUUUGACUCAAGGCAGAGCUGAAGACAUGGGUUCCGUCUCCAACCAGGAGUUCCCAGGAGUUUGUAAGACCGAGGAGGAUGAGGGACCGAGCACCGAGGAGGAUUCGCAGCCUUUCCGCGGGGACGGCGUGUGUAAGUGGUUCAACGUCCGCAUGGGCUUCGGGUUCCUGUCCAUGACCAACCGAGAAGGAGUGCCACUGGACGAACCGGUCGACGUAUUCGUCCAUCAGAGCAAGUUGCACAUGGAAGGCUUUCGCAGCCUGAAGGAGGGCGAAGCGGUUGAGUUUACCUUCAAGAAGUCGUCCAAAGGCCUGGAGUCACAGCGAGUUACGGGACCAGGCGGCAUCCACUGUGUGGGCAGCGAGCGCAGACCCAAAGGCAAGAAGGUCCAGAAGCGGCGUUCAAAGGGAGACAGAUGCUACAACUGCGGAGGCCUGGACCACCAUGCGAAAGAGUGCAAGUUACCACCCCAGCCCAAGAAGUGCCACUUCUGCCAAAGCAUCGACCACAUGGUUGCCAGCUGCCCAAUCAAAGCACAACAGUCCUCACCGGGUUCUCAGGGAAAAUCUUCCUCCUUGAAAGGAGACGAGGAGGAGCACAGCCACUUGGCACCACCUCCUGAGACCUCCGAUUAAAGAAGGGAUCCGACGCCUGGGAAGCACAGAGGCCAAUCAAACUGCUUUGAUGGAGAGGAGGGACACGCGACCCCCUUCCAGCUGUUGAAGCUGCUUUUGGAACUACCUCAGGUUAAAAAAAAUACUCAAAGAAUGUUGAUGAAGUUUUUGUUUUCAUUUGGUGUAACACUCAGGAAUACUGCUGUAUUAUUGCACUCAGGACACUUGCUAAAUGUAUGAAUCACUGCUGUUGUUUGAGGGAUUUGAGAUUGUAGCGAGCAAUGCCAUUAAUGUUUGAGUUUAGAUGUUUUUUGAUGUGACACUGUGCCCCUCCUGUGGGCAUCAUACCUCUUCUGUUUUUUUUUCAGUAAUACCGUUUCGUGUAGAGCUACACUUUUGCUGCCUUACAAUUUAGUCUCCUUCCUGACUGUUACACCUCAUUAUCCGACACGCCAGAGAUGUAACAGUUAGUACCUCUGUCAUGAAUGUUACCUGCAUAUUGCAUGGGGCCUGGGAGGGUUCGUGGAAAAAAAAAAAAACAUGGGACGGGUUUAAGGGUGUAGCUAUAGGCAAUGUUUUGGCAUCUGCCAAUAUUGCAGUUGACCAUCCAGUUUUCCUGGGGCCAAAUGAAUGUCAGACCACGGGUGGUUUCCAGUUUUUUGGUCUUUUUUUUUUUCUUUCUUGUCAUUUCGUUUAAUCCAUCCAGCGUUUCGCUGGCUGUAUAAAAGUGCAUGGUCUACCUCAUUGGUGCAUGUUUGGUCUACUACUAAAACAGGCAUGCUCCUGGUAAACCAAAUAUUCUCAGAGUACAGCUUUGGUGAUUAUGAUUUGAACUGGGAUUAAAUCAAAUCUAUUUUGCACUACAGCCAGAAGCUCUAACAUGCCUCCUUAAAAAGUAACUUUACAUCCCGCCUUAAAAAGCGUGUUUUUACUUACCUCCGGUGGUUCAACUUCUCACAAUAACUCAAUGAUUUACUUCAAGACAGCUGUCCGUGUGGUGCUAAAAAGCAAAAAUCUUCAGCGGAGAGAAGGCUCCAUGGCCAUGAGACUGAAAACAAACUUGUGGCCGUAGUGUUAGAAAAGAGCGAGCUUGACAGAUUUUUCGGGUAAAACACUCGAGACGAACCUUGUCGCCCGACACACCAGGCCAGCGACUUCAUUAAGCGUGUCUGAGAUGUGGGGAGGCUCUGUCGGACCAAACAGUUUCCGUUGUCUGGCAUUUUCUUACACCUCACACAACACACCAAGAUAUGGUAAAGUGUGGUCUGUUGUGUGGGGCUACAUGAACUAUAACGUCACAGGUACUCGGGGUGUGGAAUAAUGUGUUUUUUUUUAACCACGGGCUGUCGGGGCAAUCAAGACACUCUUUUAAGUCUCGCCUAGAAGGGACAGAAAAAACCCUCUUUUUCAGCUGGAUGUUAAGUUACUCUGCAAUUUUCAGGAAGCGCAAAGCAUUAUGAAGUUUCCAUCUAUUAUAUUCUCAGUUUACUGCUGCUUUAAGACUGCUGCUUUAUAAUUACCUCAACUUAGAUUUGAUAGAGUUCCAGCCAAGUGGGAUAGUAAUUCCAGUACACGUACAACACCGCUUCUAAUAAGAUACUUGACUGAGUUACUAAGGGGUCUGGUUAGCUCUCCUCUUGAUACUUGAAUAAACCGAGGCAGAAUCAGACAUGAUGUUGCCAGUGGGAAGGCUGGUAUUUUUGUUUAUGUCCAGUGCGAUCCACUUCUAGGUAGUUAUUUAAGACAUUACCUCCCUAUAUCCCUUAGUAGGGUAAUAGUUCAGGAACACCAUGCCUGCAUGGAGGAGCAUCUAGGACUAGCUAGCUAAUCAGCAUUUUACUCCCGUUUUACAGGAGAAGCUGACUGAGUCUUUUACAUCCAAUUAAUAUAUAUGUAAAAUUAUUCUAAAGCCUUUUUAAAAAAUAUCAUACUACUUAUUUAUUUUGAUCCAAGAGUGCUGCAGCUUCUCCUUCCGCUCCUGUUGAAGCCUCUCAGCAAUGAAUGUUCUGGUAGACAUCCGAAAACUGCAGAAUGUCAUUCAAAGCUACAUAUUACUUGAGAAUAUAUGAGGUUGGCACAUUUUUAACAUCACGACACGUGUAAUACUUUGUACAUACAGUAUGUGCUUGAUAAAUCGCUGUCACUGUCUUUGAAAAUAUGAUAACAAUGUAACGGUAAUAUAACACAUUGCAACAUAAUAUACAGGACAUACUGUUCAGGCACACAGUAUAAUGAGGAAUGACGAAAACUGUUUUUAAUUUUUGUUUUCUUUGCCUUUUAUGUUUUUUUGUUGUUUUUUCAUUUUGGUUCACGUUGAGCCUUUCAAAAGAGAAGUCCAUUUUUAUACUUUUUUCUAUGCCAAUGCAAUGUUACUCUGCACUAAUCAUGUGUAAGAUGCAUUAUUAUUUUUUUUAAUAUUCAGUUUAAUCGCCUUUGAAUAUGUGUUUCAUAUUUUAGAUUAUGUUUUUUACGUUUCCAUGAACCUCAUACAGUAAGUUGUUGGCUGGAAAAAACUAAAAAAAACAAAUACCUCCACUCUUAGGCUCAUCUCAGGAAUGACCAAUCUGAGAACUCAGGGAAUAUUUCAGAUUGAUUGGAAGGAGUCGAGGAGUGGUUGUACCAGACAAAGCAGGGAUUAGAAGCUCAUCCACAAGAUGGGAAGCAUGCAACAACGAAGCCAAAGUCAAAUGGGUUUAAGAUUUUGGUUUUAUAAAAAGAAAAAGAAAAAAAGAAAGCAAUGAUCCGAAAGAGCUCGACAAGCUUAUUUCCAUGCACCCAAUGUGAUCUUUGUGGUUUGUUCUCUUUGACCUAACUUGCUAUGAUAUGAUAUGAAGAAAAUGUUCCACUAUUAUUGUAUUUUUUUUCCUCUAUAAUCGUUGUAGAUGGGGAUAUAGUAGAAUAUUGUAAAGGGACUGGGGCUAGUAGUAUAUAAUCUGGGGUUGUCUCAUCUCAACACAUCGAUACUAGGUGUUUCAGACUAUCAAUGCUUAAGACAAAAAGAAUGUGUCACAGAUGACUUAACACUCAAAUAUUACCUCAUAAUCAGUUUUGGUAGCGUUCAUGUCUGUUCAAAGUUUAAAGGUGGUUUAGAUAAUUUCAGGGCAUAAAAUUGGUAUGGUAAGUGCUGUGAUCAGGUGAAACUGUUUAUUUUUUACUGCACAUUUUAAUUUGAAAAUUACCACUUAUGUUGCAGUGCCAGUAUGACUUGAAUGUGAUUCCUUUCUCUUCAGUAAAAAAGGAACAGAAAUUAUUACUUUUGUUCUUCAAUUUCUGUGAAACCACUGAAUACCUCAUCUGUCAAACUAACUGGUUUGCAGAAAUUUGGACACCCAGCUUUUUCAUUCAAAGGGUGAUUUGAAGUGUUUAUACAUUUUUUUUAAUAUUCUUACAUACAUAAUCUCCUGUUUUCACUUGGAAACAAUGGAAGUUCAUGCCACAGAUUCUGAUUGUAACAAGCCUGUUUGACCCCUCAAUCGUGUGUUACUGUGAUUUUAUUGUCGGGUGUUAGAUGGGUUAGGUAUUUCCUUAAAAAUCCAAGGACCUGUAUGAAUGUAUGCUCAGGGUAACAUUUACCGUGCAUCAAGGCAUUCUGUAUUACAGAUUUGUCACAUUUGCUUUUCAAGGAACAUCUUAUUUGCCAUUUGAUGCGUAGUGUUGUAUUAUAUCAGGUAAAUGGCUCAAGCGACUAUGGGGUAAAAAAAAGAUCCGCAUUUAUUACUCAUGAAUGUAUCAAUGUCUACUGCCAUAAAACUACAAUUAUCUUGAUCUCAGGUGAUUUAAUGGCUAGUUUGUCAACAAUGAGCAGCAUGUAGGAUUUCCAAAGUAUUACUGUGAUUAUGUUUCUAUAUGUAAAGAUGUGCUCCAUUUCCUAAUAAAUAUGUUAAUAAUCA
Molecule: messenger RNA, 4614 nt
Organism: Mugil cephalus (flathead mullet)
Lineage: Eukaryota; Metazoa; Chordata; Actinopteri; Mugiliformes; Mugilidae
Gene: lin28aa
Product: lin-28 homolog Aa
Exons: 4
Coding region: 137-745 (202 amino acids)
Molecular function (GO): zinc ion binding; nucleic acid binding
Source: RefSeq, a predicted model, not a curated record